AGAUUUCAUUUUCUCCUUUUGUAGUUCGUCGAAUUUAGAGGUACGAGAUGUAAGCUAUUAAGAUCUAACAGAAGAAUUAGUGUGAGAAUACUGUAUUGUAAUACACGGAUAUAAGUAUUACAUCAAUCAAUAAAGAUGUCUACAAGUACAAGCGACGCCGCUGAAGGAACGCGAAUGAUUUUAAGAGGAUGGAGAUAUUGGAUUCGGCCGAUUGUGGUUUUACUUUACGCAGCCAUCUUACUGGUUGCUCUACCAUUGUUAGUUGUGGAUCUUGUGCAAGAUAAGGCCAAACCCCUCACUCUUGCGUGGUUUAUUGCUGGCAUUUUUGUCAUUGUAACGAUCCCAAUAUCCCUAUGGACAAUACUACACCAUCUUAUUUACUUCACGCAACCUGAACUACAGAAACCAAUUAUGAGAAUACUAUGGAUGGUGCCAAUAUAUGCCAUUGACUGUUGGUUUGCCAUUAAGUUUCCAAAAUUGGCAAUUUACUUUGACACAGUUCGCGAAUGUUAUGAAGCAUAUGUCAUCUACAGUUUCAUGGUUUACUUGCUAAACUACCUCACGAGGGAAUAUGAGCUAGCUGGAACAUUAGGGAAUAAACCGCAGCGCAAACAUAUUUUCCCGUUUUGUUGUUUACCCCCAUGGCCAAUGGGUGGGAUUUUCAUUCAAACUUGCAAGAGGGGGGUGUUGCAAUAUACACUGAUUCGACCAGUUACAACAAUUAUUGCACUGAUCUGUGAGCUAACGAAUGUUUACCAUGAAGGGGAUUUUAGUCCACGAUAUGCAUGGCUGUAUAUCAUGAUUAUAAACAAUAUGUCACAAAUUUGGGCGAUGUAUUGUCUUGUGUUAUUCUACAUGGCAACCAAGGAAGAAUUGAAACCAAUCAGCCCUGUUGGGAAAUUUGUUUGCGUAAAAAUGGUCGUUUUUGCAUCAUUUUGGCAAGGGGUGGCAAUUGCAAUAGUGGCAGAGGUGGUUCCAUUAAAUAAGAAAUGGGGUUGGGACACUCCGCAAGAAUUUGCAACUGGACUUCAAGAUUUACUUAUUUGUUUUGAGAUGUUUAUAGCAGCAGUUGCACAUCAUUAUACUUUCUCAUAUCAACCAUUUGUGAUAGUUGGACAUAAUAUACCAUGGUACAGAUCAAUAAGAAGCAUGUUUGAUGUGUCAGAUGUAAGAAAUGAUGUUACAGAUCAUGUCAAACAAGUUGGUAACUCGGUUCGUGAAGCGAGACCGCCAUGGAAAUGGAGAAGUAACGGGAUUUCAAGAGAAGUCAACGAGAAAACAAGUCUUCUGCUCAGCCCUUCUUCUUCAGAUGGAGAAGCCAACGUCCUUGGUCAUCAGAGAAGUUCAAAUGAUUUUGUCUCUCCUGAAGUUUUAGCGCCAGAAGAGCAAAAUUCAGACUUGAAAUUAAAACUAGAACACUGCGAUCUAAAAGUGGAGAAAAAUUCAGAUUCUGAGAAUUAAUGCAGUGCUUCCAGAUUGAUAAUUGGCAAGAGCCAUUGUACUAAGUAAGUGGAGUAACCAGCAGAAAGGGAAGCACUGCAGGUGUUCAUAUGAGAAGACGCGGGCUCGUUUUACCACUGUAAUAUGAAAGAAAGAUAUAUUUGUUCCAUUAUAUAUAAAUAUGUAUAUACAUAUUACCACAUAGAAGCAAGUAUUAUACUGCUACCCCAUUGCAUUUAUCAUUUUCAUCCCAUAGGUUUUAACCUUUAUCCACAUUACACACAACAGCUUUUUUAAAACACACUAUAACCAUAGGGCAAGUAUUACAACUGUUGUUUUGUUCCACAGUCUGUCUUGCCAAUUCUGCAUCAUUUUUAACGCAAUGACACCCUACUAUUAUUAUUAUUAUGGAUAUUAUAUACCCUUAAAGCAGUAUAUGUUAAAUUAAGUAAAUUGCAUUGUAAAUUUUGAUAUUGUUAUUAAAUCUCAAAAAUUC
Molecule: messenger RNA, 1936 nt
Organism: Ciona intestinalis (vase tunicate)
Lineage: Eukaryota; Metazoa; Chordata; Ascidiacea; Phlebobranchia; Cionidae
Source: RefSeq, a predicted model, not a curated record